This is a messenger RNA of Penicillium vulpinum, 4197 nucleotides long. RefSeq names its product [Histone H3]-lysine-36 demethylase (gene jhd1). Gene Ontology annotation, molecular function: DNA-binding transcription factor activity, RNA polymerase II-specific; transcription coregulator activity; zinc ion binding. Bases 1 to 4197 code for a protein of 1398 amino acids. The record is from RefSeq and is a predicted model, not a curated record. The transcript has 2 exons. NCBI's taxonomy places the organism in Eukaryota, Fungi, Ascomycota, Eurotiomycetes, Eurotiales, Aspergillaceae. Gene Ontology annotation, biological process: regulation of transcription by RNA polymerase II; protein demethylation.
AUGAUGAGUGCGGCAUCAUUUGCGAAUCCCAUCGGCGGCCGCCCGCCACAGUACCGUACUCCAUCCCCUCCUCUCCGCGCCGUCGAGCCUAUAACUCCAUCCACAACCACCGAUUUCCCCUCCUCUUGGGCCAGCCACGGCCCUCUCCGGGCUGCCAGUCUUGAUCGCGACCAGCGUCCUUCGAAUCACAAUCGACAUGUUGCCGCUGAAAGUGGUUCACACCAGCGAUCGGGCCAUGGCCGCUCAAGCUCAACUAUCGACACACUUGCGACGAUCGCCCUUGCAACGAGUCCUACCUUCGCACCGCUCCCUCCCAAUCCGCCUUCCCCCAACCUUCGGUCGAUGAUUCCCUUAUUUCCACCCGGCUCCGCAGAGUCUGAACGACCAGCAAAACGGGCACGGUCGGCGAGAAAUCUGUCACCUUACCACCCGCGGUCAGGAAUGCUGACAGAAAACCCACACCCAGCUGGGCUCGAAAGCAUAACCGAUGCAGAGCUUUUACUCAAUCUCGCGCGGCCUACUAAUUUUCGCCCUAAACGAGUCAGCAUCGACGAGACCUACCAUCACUACGCAGGCGACGCAAUUCGUCAAGCUCGAGUUGGGUUUUCUGCCGGCGGACAUCUGGACCAGGGCGCUGUUAAGAUGAGCCACAGUUCGGAUGAAAUACCUCAUGCCCGCAUGCGCUCUCGCUCUGACGGGUCAGCCUUCAUAUCCCGUCCUGCGAUCCGUGGAAUUCGCCCAACUACUAGCUCUGGCGCCGUCCCACCAAUUGUUUGGGAGGACGAACACGAAGGCAAGACCUGUCAUCCACCCGCUGAUAUGCCUGACGAUGCUGCUUAUGGGAUCCAUCCCCCGGUUGAUGCACGGGAACCUCAAUUCCCACAAAAGUCCCUGCCUAUUCCACCAAAGAUGGAAGACGAAGAGAGUGAUACAAAUCAAGCAAGCUGUGGGGCAUGUCAUUUAGUGCGCAUCCCAGUUGAGACUGAGGAUCAAGACGAAGACACGUGGAUCAGUUGCGAUGGAUGCAAACGGUGGUUUCACAUAGUUUGUGCCGGCUUCAAGAAUGAUCGAGAGGUUCGCACAGUCGACAAGUUCAUCUGUCGACCAUGUCGUUCAGUUUAUGGCCAAACAACUUUUGUGCGCAAGUCCUCGCGCGCCCGUACAGCCAUUGACUACGCAGGUCUGAAUCAAGGCCUCGUCAAAGCUGCCACGGACUCGUUGGAACACCACUAUCUCGAGCCCAUCCGUCAAGGGAAGAUCCGAUUUCAGCCUGAGAAUUUCCCCCGAAUGAGGCCUGAGCUUGUCACAGCGGAAUACUUCGAGCGAGGAAACGGGUGGACAGAGCCUAUUGUUAUACCUGCCUGCUGGAACUCCCGCGAGCUUGUUUACUCGGAGCAUCCUGACUUCGAGUCUUUAGUACAAGAGGCUUCAUCUCAAGAGAUGUUCGAUGAUCUUCUCGACAACUUCCCAGAACAAGAGACCCACAUGGAAGAAACGGUUGAUUGUGGCCAAGACCUCUUGGGUAUGGUCAUCCCGCGGGGUCUCACUGUCCGUGCUGUGGCAGAGCUUUACGGACUCGAAGAAAGGGUUGAAGUGAUCGAUGUCAAGUCCCAGCAAGGAGAGGACAAGAGAUGGAACAUGCAGAAAUGGGCCGAUUACUAUGAAAGCAAUGAGCAGGACAAACCUGUCAGAAAUGUCAUCAGCUUGGAGGUAUCGCAGAGCAAACUCGGCAGACUCAUUCGGCGACCGAAGGUUGUGCGUGACUUGGAUCUGCAAGAUGCUGUGUGGCCAGAGGAACUGAAGGCAAUUGGCGAAUAUCCCAAAGUUCAGUUCUACUGUCUGAUGUCUGUUGCCGACUGCUAUACCGACUUUCAUAUCGACUUUGGAGGAUCUUCAGUUUACUACCAUAUCCUGAAGGGCAAGAAGACCUUCUUCUUCAUUCCUCCAAAAGACAAACACCUCAAGAAGUAUGAGGAGUGGUGCAACUCUCCCGCCCAGGACUCGAUUUUCCUUGGAAACCAGACCAAGGAGUGCUACCGUGUGGAUCUAUCCGAGGGAGACACCAUGCUGAUUCCAUCCGGCUGGAUUCAUGCAGUUUGGACCCCGGAAAACAGUUUGGUGAUUGGUGGCAACUUCUUGACCAAGCUGAACUAUGGGAUGCAAAUCAAGAUCCUCAACAUCGAAAAGGAGACCAAAGUCCCCAAGAAGUUCAGAUACCCUUACUUCCAAAAGAUCCAGUGGUAUACAGCUCAAAAGUAUCUGGAGGAUGACCCCGUCCCGCAAAAUGUGAUGGAAGCAUUUAUGCAGGAUGAGAACUAUCGGUUCCACCGUCGAUAUCCAAUUUAUUAUGAGUUUGGAGAACGUGCCAACCAAGAACCUCGAGGUUCUCCGCAUCACAAUGCCCGCUUUUAUUCGCAGGCGGAGUUGGAGGGCCUACUUGAGUUAACUAAGUAUUUGCUACGAACCGCACUCAUUGCGGGUGGCUAUACCGUUGAUGGAGUCGUCUCCAUGGAUGUUCGAAACGCGGUCAGACGCUCCAUCCCAAAAGGCACAGGAGAUCCCGUGGACAUGAUCAGAAAAUUCGGAAUUUGGGUCGCCUGGAAGCGUGGUAAUGAGAAGGCACCCCUCUGGACUCGACCUGGUGUCAUCGAAAGCAAUCCCAAAGUUUCUAUUACAGACAAGAAGCCCGCAGGACGACCAAGCCGCCGAUCCGAACGCAACGUCGAUUACCAACGCACCUACGCCGAAAGACAAGCGGUCCAGUGGCCUUCAGAGGAGGCUCCUGCGACCCCAAAUCCCCCAGCCAGCAGCCUUGCUUAUGCGCAAUCUGAUGGAAGUGCAACACCGGCGCCAUUCAAUAUUGCUCCAGAAAUAAGCAUCAAAGAUAAUACUGCUACACCAAAGCCACGGGCUGUGCAACGAGCCUCAGGUCUUGGUCCCAAACGAGUUGCAUGUGAUGCCUGUCGCAAGCGACGCAUUCGAUGCCGGCACAAAGAUGAACCCGGUGAUCUGGUGCUCAACGGGCAAGUUGCAGUCAAUGCCUUCACACCCGGCUCUGGGGUGAGCACGCCGUCCUCCUUGGCCCAAGAUGCUGUGUCUGCUUUGAAUUCUUUGGCAGCAAUUGCAUCACAAACCGGGUUCCAAAACAGUGGGCAUUUGGUCGACCUAGAACAAUUUGAGAGCUCGGCAAGAUUCCAAUCCGCGGUCAUGGGCAACUCCACAAUAGCCGCCAACCGUCUCAUUGAUGUGAGCCCUGAUGGAACCAAUGGAGGGAAAAAGGGGCGCAGCAAGGCGUGCGAUGAUUGUCGGAAGAGCAAGCGCCGUUGCAUCCACGAUGAAUACGGUCGGAUAGAUCCGAUUAAGGCUCAGGAGCGCUCUAAGCCUCGUGCGAAUGCUUCCACCAAACGAGCACGCCCCGCUGAAGAGGACGACAUGUCCGCAACAGCUAAAAAGGCGAAGCAGGAGAGCACAUCGCCCAUGACACAGCCUACAGUAUUCUUUGAUCAUGAUGGCGAUGAAUUGAUGGUGCAAGCAGACCUGAUGGAUGCUUAUGAUCACGAGGCUUUCAAUCAGAUUGACUCAAGUAAGCAUGUGCCUGAGGCAGAUGACGCACCUCAAGAUCAAGCUCCGUACGCAUCACCGCCUGCCUUUCAGGCUAAGUCUGUGGAUGCAAAGGAUUUAAAUACCAUAUCUGUGUCUUCGUCCAAGCCAAACACCUCCUUGGUGUCACCUCCCACAUCGCUGGCCGAUGAGAUGGAUGGGGUCCAAGAGGGAGAUGCCGUACAAUCCGUGGAAGGGGACGUGACAACUGCUCUGCACACACCUAACUCCAACUCUCGACAUUCGUCUCGCCAACCACGACACGUCGAUCGGUUUGCACCCGAUGUACCUACGGCCCGGGCUCCGAAGCCAGCGCCACGAGCUACAUCUUCCACAAUCGGGGCACGCAAGACCACUCCUGUUCCGGCAUCCACAAGAAAGCCUUCAUCACGUCCCUCGUCUUCACACGCGAAGAAGAGCUCUCCGAUGUAUGAAAAGCACUUCCAUCGCCAUGCCCCAACAUCACUAUCUCCUCGUCAGCACAAGCAUACUCAACACAUCACUGGAGAUGAAGAUGCAGACGAGGAAAGUCUUCGUUUGAUACGAGAGCUUCAGGAACAAGAAUUUGGUCUGCGGAAACGAUCGACAAGAGUUUAG